Aspergillus ruber CBS 135680 is the source of this 1278-nucleotide messenger RNA. RefSeq lists its product as uncharacterized. NCBI's taxonomy places the organism in Eukaryota, Fungi, Ascomycota, Eurotiomycetes, Eurotiales, Aspergillaceae. The record is from RefSeq and is a predicted model, not a curated record. Gene Ontology annotation, biological process: translation. The transcript is spliced from 5 exons. Bases 1 to 1278 code for a protein of 425 amino acids. Gene Ontology annotation, cellular component: ribosome; mitochondrion. Gene Ontology annotation, molecular function: hydrolase activity, acting on acid anhydrides, in phosphorus-containing anhydrides; structural constituent of ribosome.
AUGUCAACGCAGAGCAAGCGCGAUUCCAGACCAAAGUCGCCCUCGCCGCCUAGGCCUAGUUCAAGUGUCCUCCUCCUCUCCCCCCAAAACGAAAUCCUGCUCCUCCACCGCGUCAAAACAUCCACCUCCUUUGCCUCCGCGCACGUCUUCCCCGGCGGAAACCUCUCUUCCCAGGACGGGCCAUGUCCGCCCACUGAGGAUCUAAAACGGCACGAUGAUGCACCGUGGUAUCGCCGCGCUGCGCUUAGGGAGUUAUUUGAAGAGAGCGGGAUUCUGCUAGCUAAGGAUGAGAGCUCGGGAGAAAUGGUUACGCUGUCUGAGGAGGAGAGGGAAAGGGGGAGGAGGGCGAUUCAUGGGGGAAAAGUUGAGUUUGGGGAGUGGUUGGGUCGGCAUGGAGGUGCUGUGCCGGAUAUAGACAAACUAAUCCCCUUCACCCGCUGGAUAACACCAACCAACGUCCCCAAACGCUUCACCACGCAGAUGUACCUCUACCUCCUUCCGCUCUCCGUCGCACCCGAAUCUGAGAAACGACUCUUGGAAGAGCUCCCUGAAGGAGGAAAACCAGAACAAAUCUACCUUCCAACCAGCGACGGCGGCAUCGAAGUCACCGAGGCGCGCUUCCUCCCGGCCAGUGAAUGGCUGCGUCUCGCUAAGGCUGGUGAAAUUAUGCUUUUUCCUCCUCAAUUCCUUCUAUUACACCUCGUCUCGGAGAUCCUAGAUAAACAGCCCCGACCGGUCGAUUCGUCGCCUGCCUCGAUGGAAGAACUAGAGAAAAGACGCGCAGAAUUGGUGAACUUCGUACACUCUGGUACACCACCAUGGACAGAAAAGUGCAUCUCGCCCAAGAUGCUGAAGAUGGCUGGCGACGGGAGAGCAAUUUUGGGACUUGAUCAUCCAGGACCGGAAUUAGGAGCGUCAGAGAGACGGGGGGAGAGCGAGAGGGUUGUCAUUGUUCGGUUUAAAAAGGGUGAGGCGAGAGAGUUCUACACAAAAGUCGUUGUCGACCAAACCGUCAAAAUGGAGAACGAAAGAGGAGAGAUUGUCGAUCUCUACGUCCCCCGCAAGUGCUCUGCUACCAACCGCAUCAUCAAGGCCAACGACCACGGCUCCGUCCAGAUCUCCAUCGCUAAGGUCGACGAGAACGGUCGCUACACCGGCGAGAACCAGACCUACGCUAUGUGCGGCUUUGUGCGUGCGCGCGGCGAGAGCGAUGACUCGCUGAACCGUCUGACGCAGCGCGAUGGUUACCUGAAGAACGUGUGGUCUGCUAGCCGGUAA